Molecule: messenger RNA, 1780 nt
Organism: Salvia splendens (bonfire salvia)
Lineage: Eukaryota; Viridiplantae; Streptophyta; Magnoliopsida; Lamiales; Lamiaceae
Gene: PFK2
Product: phosphofructokinase 2
Exons: 2
Coding region: 1-1389 (462 amino acids)
Biological process (GO): fructose 6-phosphate metabolic process; glycolytic process
Molecular function (GO): ATP binding; 6-phosphofructokinase activity
Source: RefSeq, a predicted model, not a curated record
AUGGCCUCCUCCGCCACCACCGACGCCGGCGGCGAAGAUCAGCACCUCACAAUCCCAAACAUCAAGGUCCAGCAGCUCCCGCACCUCCUCCACACCCUCCCCUCCCUCCGCAGCCACCCCAACCCCCUCGACGCCAAUCCCUUCUUCCGCCCCUCCUCCGAGUUCUACAUCACCCCAAACGACGUCGUCCUCCGCCACAUCCUCCACGGCGCCUCGGACGCGCCCGGGCCCCGCCUGGCCUACCACCGGGCCGGGCCGAGGAAGGCGGUCUACUUCGAGCCCGGUCACGUGCGCGCGGCCAUCGUCACGUGCGGGGGCCUCUGCCCCGGCAUGAACACCGUGAUCAGGGAGCUCGUCGUCGGCCUCUGGGACCUCUACGGCGCGCGCCACAUCUUCGGGGUCGAGGCCGGAUACCGGGGGUUUUAUUCCGGUGAGCCGGUCGCCUUGAACCCGAAGAUGGUCCAUGACUGGCACCGGAAAGGCGGUACGGUUCUAGAGACUUCUAGAGGCGGCUUCGACCUUGCUCGUAUCGUCGACGCUAUUCAGGAUCGUGGCUUCAACCAGGUGUACAUCAUUGGCGGCGACGGCACGAUGCGCGGCAUGGUGGAGAUAUUCAACGAGAUAAAGUGCCGGAAACUGAACAUCGCGGUGGCCGGAAUCCCGAAGACGGUGGACAACGACGUCGGCAUAAUAGACCGAUCCUUCGGGUUCCAAACUGCGGUGGAGAUGGCUCAGCAAGCGAUCAGCGCAGCCCACACAGAGGCCGAGAGCGCGGUGAAUGGCGUAGGGCUGGUGAAGCUGAUGGGGCGGAGCACCGGCCACAUCGCCCUCCACGCGACCCUCAGCAGCCGCGACGUCGACUGCUGCCUCAUCCCGGAGAAUGACUUCUACCUGGAGGGCAGAGGCGGGCUGCUCGAGUUCCUCGGCGCCCGCCUCAAGGAGAAUGGGCACGCGGUUGUCGUCGUGGCCGAGGGGGCCGGGCAGGACGUGAUACCGAGGAGCGACGAGGCGCAUGUGGAGGAGAAGGACGAGUCGGGGAAUCCGGUGUUCUUGGAUGUGGGAAGGUGGCUGAAGUCUGAGCUGAAGAAGUGGUGGGCCCGGGAUCACGGGACGGAGCUGUUCACCGUGAAGUAUAUCGAUCCGACUUAUAUGGUCCGGGCCGUGCCGGCCAAUGCGACGGAUAAUUUGUAUUGCACGUUGGUGGCUCACUCGGCCAUCCACGGGGCGAUGGCCGGGUACACGGGGUUCGUGUCGGGGCCAAUUAACGGGAACUACGGGUACAUUCCGGUGGAGGACGUCGCGAGGGCGAAGAAUCGGGUGGACACGAGGGACCACAAGUGGGCGUGGGUUCGAUCGCUCACGAAUCAGCCUGAUUUUGAGAAGAGGUGAAAUUGAAAGUAGUAGACUAUAGUAGUAGUGCUAUGAGAUGCUACUAUAUUGUUACAUUGUUAGAUUAAUAAGAAGGGUAGUAAUUUAGUAUUUGAUUGUUGUUACUUGCUAUUGUUGAUAAGACAAAACAGGGUUGGUGAGGUGGUAUGAGAAUCCGACAUGAAAAAGGUGGAAAAGAAACGUAGAAAUGUGGCUUUGUCAAAAAUGGAGAUUUGAAGGUGAAAGUGAAAUGCACUUAAAAAGAGAGGGGGAUUAUAGAUAGAUGGUGGCAUGUGAUUAGGGAAUAGAAUAUAAAAAUGCUAUACGCGUUUAUUUGUGAAAUUUCAUUAAAUUAAAAUGUAAGCUUAUGUUAGAUGUGUUUUUGUGAAUCAUAUCCUAUUGUUUUGAUAAA